UUGACCAAGCAAAAGUAAGUAAAAUUUAAUCCUAGUUUUUUUCUUUUCGAAAUUAAUAAUUUAUAGAGAGGAUGCUAAUCAAAUUAGGAAUUCAGCAGUUUUAGCUGAAAUUUAAAUUUAAGAGGAAGCACAUAGAAUUAUUGCUAAAAAUGUGGGGUUGAUGCCUCACAGUUCUCAUGGAUGAUGCCUCUCAGUUCCACACACCUAUUUUUACCGCUCACACAUCCGGUUAAUUUUGGGCCAUUGAUCCGACGGCCGGCAAUUGGAAGGAGUGUGUGAAAGGUGAGAUUUUCUUCCUUCUGUCAGACCUCUUCAGUGGAAGCCCGAGUCCAAGGUAGGGAGAUACUCCAGCAUCGAUGAAGGCUAUAGUGGUGAGCGCUCCAGGUGGACCGGAGGUCCUCCAACUACAAGAAGUUGAAGACCCAGAGUUCAAACACGAUGAGGUCCUAAUAAAAGUUGAGGCCACAGCCCUGAACCGAGCUGAUAUCCUUCAGAGGAAGGGCCUGUACCCACCACCCCCAGGUUCCAGCCCUUACCUGGGUCUCGAAUGUUCUGGAACCGUAGUGGCUGUUGGGAAACACGUCUCACGCUGGCAGGUCGGUGAGAAGGUGUGUGCUCUGCUUACUGGAGGAGGGUAUGCUGAGAAGGUGGCUGUUCCAGCUGGACAAGUACUUCCUGCUCCACCUGGUGUUUCUUUGAAGGAUGCUGCUAGUUUUCCUGAAGUUUCGUGCACUGUUUGGUCAACUGUUUUUAUGAUGAGCCGGCUAUCUGCUGGCGAAACGUUUUUGGUUCAUGGCGGAUCAAGCGGAAUUGGUACGUUUGCAAUUCAGAUAGCUAAAUACCUGGGAGCAAAGGUGUUUAUCACAGCUGGAAGUGAAGAAAAGUUAGCUUUUUGCAAGGAUCUUGGAGCUGAUGUGUGUAUCAAUUACAAGACAGAGGACUUUGUUGCGCGGGUGAAGGAAGAAACUGGUGGCAAAGGCGUGGAUGUCAUCCUGGAUAUCAUUGGGGCAAACUAUUUCCGUCGAAACCUUGACAGUUUAAGCUUUGAUGGGAGGCUUUUUGUGAUCGCGACCAUGGGCGGUGCUGUAACAGAGCUAGAUCUUCGUGUUGUACUUUCAAAGCGCCUGACCAUCCAGGCAGCAGGUUUGAGAUACAGAAGUCCAGAAAACAAAGCAGCGAUUGUUAGGGAGGUGGAGAGCAAUGUGUGGCCUGCAAUCGCGUCUGGCAAGGUGAAACCGGUGGUUUACAAAUGUUUUCCGUUAUAUGAAGCGGCAGAAGCUCACCGGCUGAUGGAAAGUAGCAAGCAUAUCGGAAAGAUACUGCUUGUUCCGUGAUGAAUGGUUCGGAGUGUUCGGAGCUUGUGAGCAGCUCGGGGCCUGUAUAAUGCUUGGAUAUGCAUAUUUCGUGUGGCAAAUGUUUAAGUUGUAGUACUUUCGUAAAUACGAUAAAUAAAUCCGAGGUUAACGGAUUA
This is a messenger RNA of Malus domestica (apple), 1471 nucleotides long. RefSeq lists its product as uncharacterized. Gene Ontology annotation, molecular function: NADPH binding; oxidoreductase activity, acting on NAD(P)H. NCBI's taxonomy places the organism in Eukaryota, Viridiplantae, Streptophyta, Magnoliopsida, Rosales, Rosaceae. The record is from RefSeq and is a predicted model, not a curated record.